Chlorella variabilis is the source of this 1596-nucleotide messenger RNA. RefSeq lists its product as hypothetical. The record is from RefSeq and is a predicted model, not a curated record. The transcript is spliced from 10 exons. NCBI's taxonomy places the organism in Eukaryota, Viridiplantae, Chlorophyta, Trebouxiophyceae, Chlorellales, Chlorellaceae. Bases 100 to 1170 code for a protein of 356 amino acids. Gene Ontology annotation, molecular function: phosphoadenylyl-sulfate reductase (thioredoxin) activity.
CAGGUGAACGUGGCGGCGGCGGUGGAGGCGCCCGCGGCGGCGCAGGUGGACUGGAAGGCGGUGGCCGAGCAGCUGGACAGCCGCAGCCCGCUGGAGAUCAUGGAUCACGCGCUGGCCACCUUUGGCAGCGACAUCGGCAUCGCCUUUUCCGGCGCCGAGGACGUGGCGCUCAUUGAGUACGCCUACCUCACCGGCCGCCCUUUCCGCGUGUUCAGCCUGGAUACUGGCCGCCUCAACCCGGAGACGUACCGCCUGUUUGACAAGGUGGAGAAGCACUACGGCAUCAAGAUCGAGUACACCUUCCCCGACGCGCAGGAGGUGAUGGACCUGGUGCGCGAGAAGGGCAUGUUCUCUUUCUACGAGGACGGCCACGGCGAGUGCUGCCGCAUCCGCAAGGUCAAGCCUCUGCGCAAGCAGCUGACGGGCCUGCGGGCGUGGAUUACGGGGCAGCGCAAGGACCAGUCGCCCGGUACCCGCAUGGCGGUACCGGUGGUGGAGGUGGACCCCGUGUUCCAGGGCCUGGAGGGCGGCCCCGGCUCGCUCAUCAAGUACAACCCGCUGUCCAACAUCACCAGCGCCGAGUGCUGGAACUUCCUGCGCGUCAUGGGCGUGCCCGUCAACGACCUCCACGCCUGCGGCUACAUCUCCAUCGGCUGCGAGCCCUGCACCCGCCCAGUGCUGCCCAACCAGGCGGAGCGCGAGGGGCGCUGGUGGUGGGAGGACGCCGCAGCGAAGGAGUGCGGGCUGCACAGCGGCAACGUGAGCUCCUCGUCGGGCGGCGAGGAGAGCAGCCAGUCGAACGACCUGUGGCCCGCCGGCGGUGCGGUGGCGGCCCUGGACCGGCCGCAGCUGGCGGCGUUGCUGGAGGGGCCACGCGAGCGCGACACGCUCGUCGCCCUCUAUGCCCCCUGGUGCCAGUAUUGCAAGGCGCUGGAGCCGCAGUACGCUGAGCUGGCGGAGUCGCUGGCGGGCGGCCACGUCAGCGUGGCCAAGUUCCAGGCUGACACCGACCGCGAGUUUGCCGCCGAGAAGUUUGGCCUCAAGACCUUCCCCACCCUGGUGCUGCUGCCCAAGGGCGGCAAGGGCGGCGACUUCAUCAAGUACCCCAGCGAGCGGCGCGACGCCGAGACGCUCGGCAUGUGGGUGCGCACCCUGACGGGCUCCACCUAAGCAGGCAGAGGAGGCCCGAGGCAGCGCCCCCGGCGCCCCAGCACCCAGCCCUAACCAUCUGCCACCCAGCCGGGCCCCAGACCUUGCCACCCAGCCGGCCCCCAGCCCUUGAGCUGCAACCGAGACGGGACUCACGCAACUGAGCACUGACCCCAAACAGCAUCCAGCCUCCACAGCACCCCAUCAGCUCUGCUGAGCCCGCACCCCGCUUUGCAACACAGCGUGACGAGCGGCUGCCAGCAGUGCCCUGCACCACUUUUGAGAACCCAUGCACCAAACGUCAGCCCUCCCUUCCCCGAGCCUUGCCCAUUGCCAGCCUCCCUCUCUUUCUCCGCCUUGCGCCCCCGACAGCCGCCGGAUGGAUGCUCGCCUGCACUGCUGCCGGUCCCAUAUUGGCGCCGGCCCCACUGUGACACAACAGCGCAU